AUGGAAUCAAUAUCAACACGGAAGCGCGAGCAUUCCCAACACACGGAGUCGAAGGGAACUCUUAGGCUGUAUGAGCAACUGGUGGUCCUGCUCCGGACAAGAAACGAGGUGAAGUUUCUAUGCAACCGUGUGUCCUUGUCACUGAGGGCAUGCAUAGUGGUUGAGCUUGCUCUUUGCGGAGCAAUAGGGCUGAAAGAGGGCAGAGUCGUGGGCAAGGACAAUAUGCUGAGUAAUCCACUUUUGGUAGAGGCAAUGAACAAAAUUUACCAGGUCCAGCUGCCACCUGGCGAGCUUAUGUACAGGCUCAACGGAGAAAAAAGGGGAGGGAGUAUUCACAUGAGAAAUGUCAGGCUGAGGGUUUACAAAGACUUAGAAGAAAGACGCAUAUGCAAGGUUGAGAACAGAAACUUGAUAUUCAACAGGAUCACCAUGAGUGAUUACAGCAUAAGAAUAGAAUUGAUAAACUACAUAAAGGAAUACUUAACCUGCAGCAGAGAGAUAGACUACAGGGCAGAGACCCUUAUUGUGUGCCUUCUAUUUUGCUCUGCAAUGGACAGCAUACUCAUUUGCAUGACAGAAAAGGAGGCGACCACGUCCAGUGCCCACAUAUGCAGGAUCAAGGAGAGGUACAAGGCCAAGGACGCCCAUGGGUCUGGGAGUGAGGCGAUUAUAAGCUCUGUGCUUGGGGCUCUGCUAAACUCCUGA
Encephalitozoon cuniculi GB-M1 is the source of this 705-nucleotide messenger RNA. RefSeq lists its product as uncharacterized. The transcript has a single exon. Bases 1 to 705 code for a protein of 234 amino acids. The record is from RefSeq and is marked provisional. Gene Ontology annotation, molecular function: phosphatidylinositol-4-phosphate binding. Lineage: Eukaryota; Fungi; Microsporidia; Unikaryonidae.